This is a messenger RNA of Bacillus rossius redtenbacheri, 3957 nucleotides long. RefSeq names its product leucine-rich repeat-containing protein 24-like. The record is from RefSeq and is a predicted model, not a curated record. The transcript is spliced from 4 exons. Gene Ontology annotation, molecular function: protein binding. Lineage: Eukaryota; Metazoa; Arthropoda; Insecta; Phasmatodea; Bacillidae. Bases 379 to 2427 code for a protein of 682 amino acids.
UCAGUCGCGCGUCGAGCGUCCGAGAGGUUGGUAGCUGUGGUUCCGCGCCCGAGCGAGCGCGCGCGUGUGUUUGUGGGUGCUACAGUUCUCCUCCGGUUCACACGACCUGCCCGCUACGUGGUGCUUUCCCCUUCAACCACGAUGUCGAGAACGGAGUAAAGGGGAACCGAAAAAGAAAUCUCCACUUCCACGUGUGAAAGUGCCACGAGAAUCGUCUUUUUUUUUUAUUCUUUCUCCCAUCUACCCAGCCUUCUAACCGAAGCAGAUCGUUCGUGUUACACUCAGUUCUUCUUUGUUCAGAAGUCAAUUGGGGCCAUAUUGCAGUGACCACGUGGCAGUUGAAGACAGCGAUGAGGAUUGGCGGCUGCUGACGGCGCGAUGCGAGGCACUCCCCUGCUGCUGCUGCUGCUGCUGGCGUGGAGCCUGCGCGCAGACGACAGCUGGACCAACUGCCCGCCCGCGUGCCGCUGCCACUGGGUGUCGGGCAAGAAGUCCGCCGACUGCGCGGGCGCCGGCCUCAGCGCCGUGCCCGCCUCGCUCAGCGGCGAGAUGCAGGCCGUGGACCUGUCGCGCAACCACCUCGCCGUGCUGCCCGCCGACGCCUUCCUCUCCGUCGGCCUCGUCAACGUGCACCGGCUCAAGCUGCGCGCGUGCGGCGUCCGCUCCGUGGACAAGCGCGCCUUCGCCGGCCUCAGCAUCCUCACCCUGCUGGACCUGUCGCACAACAUGAUCGCCGCGCUGCACCCGCUCGUGUUCCGCGAGACGGCGCGCCUCACGGACCUGCACCUCAGCGCCAACCCGCUCAGCAAGCUCGAGGACGGCCUGUUCAGCAACCUGCUGUACCUGCAGACGGUGGAGCUGUCCGACUGCCGCCUCUCGCAGGUCGGCCUCAAGACCUUCCUGAACGUGCCCAAGCUGAAGAACCUGAAGCUGGGCAACAACAACCUGACCGCCUUGAGGCCGGCGGUGUUCGAGCACCUGGGGCGCGGCCUGCUCAGCCUCGAGCUGUACGGCAACCCCUGGCACUGCAACUGCCUGCUGAAGCCCUUCGUGGACUGGGCGCUGGGCAGGAACCUGUACGCGGCUCCCACCAGCUGCUGGGACCCGGCGGCGCUCAGGGGGCGCGCCUGGCCGCAGCUGACCGCGGAGGACCUGGCGUGCCGGCCCCAGGUGGCCGUGUCCGCCCCCCGGGUGGAGACCGCCCCCGGGGGCGAGGCCACGCUGGGCUGCCGCUCCUCCGGCUCGCCGCCCCCGCAGCUGCACUGGGUGUUCCGCUCGCGCGUGCUGGCCGAGGAGCCCGGCAGGUAUCUGCUGCGCGCGGCGGACGCUGGCUGGCUCAACCUCACCGUGGUCGGCGCGCGGCCCGACGACGCGGGCGAGUACCUGUGCGUGGCCAAGUCUCCGGGCGGCGUGGACGAGCGCGCCGUGGCGCUGCGGGUCGCAGAGACCACGGGGGUGGUCGCCGCGGGGGGCGGACACGACCCGGGGACCCUGGGGCUCGUCGUGGGGCUGGCCGUGGGGGCGGCGGUCUGCCUGCUGGUCGCGGGGCUCCUGCUGUGCCUGUGCUGCCGCCGGCGCCGGGCCAAGCAGGGCUGCUCCGAGCCGCAGUCGGCGCCGGCCAACCACGGCGCGCUCUCCGCCGCCGACGAGAAGUUCCCGCUGACGGCCGUCAACCCGGUGCAGAAGCCGCCGCGCCGCGUGGAGCAGUCCGACUGCACGGACCCCGAGUGCAGCCUGCUGGACGCCGGCUCCACCUACAAGCCCAGCAGCGUGACGGACAGCGACGACCGCCUGGAGGGCCGCUCCGUGGACUCGCUCUACUCGUACCGCGGCGCCCCGCACGACGGCAUGGACGCCUACCCGCCCGACCUGCUCGCCUUCGGGGGCGGCCAGGCGUCGCCCGCCGCCAGCUCCGCCUCCACCGCCCCCGACAGCUCGCGCCUGCCGCCCCAGAGCCCCGCGCAGCAGCUGCCACCGCACCUGCUGUUCGGCACGCUGCCCUACUCGCGCUCGCAGUCGCCCUUCUCGCCGCGCCACCACCAGGGCUACGUGACGAUCCCGCGGCGGCCGCGCGUGCCGAGCUGGGGCAGCGCGCACGACGGCCUGGGCCUCAGGCUGGAGCCCGUGUACGACAACCUGGGCCCGCGCACCACCGCCGACGGCAGCUCCGUGCUGUCGCUGAACGCCCUGGGCAGCCCCGCCGAGUCCACGCCUCUGCGCUGUCCGCCCAUCGAGGAGCAGCCCUCCGCGUCGCCCGGCGACUGGGCCCGCGCGCCGCCAGAGGGCGCCAGCCUCAGGAAGAGGCCCCAGGAGCGGCCGCCCCAGAAGAUCCCCCCCAGGCCGCCGCCCAAGCCCAGGAAGCUGGCCGUCGAGGUCCCCCCAGGUCCCCUGUUCGAGGACGAGGGCGAGGACGGCACCGAGGUCUAGGCCCGUCGGCCCGUUCUCUUUCGAGGACCAGUCCCCGGGUCGCAAUGCCUUUCUUGCAGUCCCCAUCGUCUUCUUACUUUCAACACGGGUGCAAGACGUCUUGGUACGGCCGAUAUCUGGUGUCUCGGUGCUUUGAAGGAUCGAAACUACUGCAGGAUGUCGGAGAUGGUCAUUCUUUGCUUGCAUCUGCUCGCUACUUGGGUGCUUUCAAGGACAAAAACCUUUUAAAGUGCAGAAAUUUUGGGCGUGAACGAAUUUUUCUGGCCAUACCUGGUAUCUCGGUGCUUUUAAGGAUCGAAACAACUGCACAAUGUCGGAGAUGGUCAUUCCUUGCUUGCAUCUGCUCGCUACUUGGGUGCUUUCAAGGACUAAAACUUUUUUUAGUGCAGAAAAUUUUGGGCAUGAUCAAGUUUUGCUGGCCAUAUCUGGAACCUUGGUGCUUUUGAAGACAAAUAUCUAGUGCAGGUUAGUUUGUGGUGAUCAUUGUUGUUGGUAUCUUGGUUGCUCUGAAAAACAGAAAUCAUGUAGCAGGAAGUCUGUGGUGAUCAUUCUUUUAGUAUCUUGGGGCUCUUUAAACAUCAACACUCCUGUAUAGGUAGCUAUGAACAAUCAUUUUUGGAUAAAAAUCAGUAGAUGUUUCCAAGACCAACAUCCCAAUGCAGAAAGUCAAGUUUAUUCAAGUCUUUACUAUCGGAGUCCUCACCAUCUUGGUGGGUUCAAGGACAAGAACCUUAGCGCAGAGGCCAUGGAUAAUUAUUUCUGUCUCUCAGCUUUCUAUAGGUUAGUGUUCUCAAAGACCAACACUUCAGUUGUGUAUAAAGUUUUAUACCAUCAUUUAUGGACUACGAUCCACUGUAACUUGGUGCUUUUAAUAAUCAACAUUCCAAUGCAGCAAUACUAAGGCCAAACACUUGGUUCACAAUCCCAGGUCUAGCUUGGUGCUUUCAAAGACAAAUUUCCAGUGCAAGAAAAAAGUUUUAUAUUGUGACAGGGUAAAUGAACCUUUUAGUGGACAUGACUUGAUGCAGUUAGUGCGUGUGGUGCUGUAUCGUGUUGAAACAUUUGUGCCUUUUUCAAACAUUGAACUUUUAUAGCUUCACACAUUUAUUAAAAUUUUAAAUAGGUAUGUGACGUUACUUUUGUUACUGGUAAGUUACAAUCUAUUGACUUUGAACAUGGAACAAUGUUUUAUAUGAAUUUUUUUUGUCUCAUAGUUAAAAGAUUGUUGUAUACACUAAGAAGGUAUUCGUUGUAGAGCCUUUAUUACACUUGACUGUAGCAAACUGGUUAGUAACAUUCCUGGUAUUCAUUAUUGUGCUCUGAGACUUACAAGUAAGCAAAUAUUUCAAAAUAUUUUGAGGAAACUUAAAUGUUAAUCAAGCAUAUGAUUUUUACAUAUUGUUAAAUAUUUCACCUAAGGUAUUUAUUUUUGUAUGCCUCAUUUAGCAUUAUGGCAAAAUGUAAGUUUCGUUUUUGUGAAAUGAACCUUUUUAUUAUAACUGUAAAAUAAACUAAUUGUCUAUUUUAAAA